AUUAAUACCUAAACUGCCCUUUUCCCCGUCGCCUUACGCCAAGGGUAGGGGGGUGUGCAUAGGCAGAAAUUAACCUAUGCUUAAAACUUUCUGUAGUGGAAGUUCAUACUUACACUUUUUUGUGUUUUAAACUCCUUUUCAUUCGCCUCUUUUGCGCGUUUGAAGAUUGUUUUCCCCUGCAUUUUUCCUUCAUAAUACGCAAGACAGCCCAACUUGAUCCAAGAUGAUUGACACAGUAGUAGGACCUGGAGCACUGCCUUUUGCAGUUCAGCUGAAAUCUUUGAUGGAUCUCGAAGGCCGAUACCAGCCAAAACUAACCGGCCUAAGACUCAUUGAGAGCGCCCAGGACAACGGCCUCAGGAUGACCUCCAGACUUAGGGAGCUGGAGGUGAAGGACCUGCUCUCCCUCACCAGGUUCUUUGGUUUCAGUUCUGAGACAUUCUCACUGGCCAUCAGCUUGCUGGAUCGAUUCCUUUCUGUUAUGAAGAUUCAGCCGAAGCACCUGUCAUGUGUGGGCUUGUGUUGCUUCUACAUCGCUGUGAAGUCCUCAGAAGAGGAGAAGAACGUGCCUCUAGCCAAUGACCUGAUCCGCAUUAGUCAGAAUCGCUUUACAGUGUCUGACAUGAUGAGGAUGGAGAAGAUCAUCAUGGAGAAGCUCUAUUGGAAGGUGAAAGCCCCGACAGCCCUUCGCUUUCUCCGCCUGUUUCACAGUCACAUCCAGGAGCAGCUCGAUGCUGAGAGUAAGAAGAUCCUGAGUCUUGAGAGACUGGAGGCUCAGCUUAAAGCAUGUCACUGCUCAUUUGUCUUCUCCAAAAUAAAGCCCUCUUUGCUUGCUUUAGCUCUGGUGUGUUUUGAGGCCUGGGAUAAACAUGACCCUGAGCACAGUGACAAAAUAUCUGAGGCCCUGAGUAGCUUGCAGCAGCAGAUGAAUAUUAAAGAUGGGGACCUGGUUUGCAUGCGGGAGUUGGUUGGGAAGUGCCUGACUGAAUACGCCACCACUAAAUGUUCCAAACCAAUCAGGCAGAGACUCCGCUGGACUAUUUCAGGGAGAACGGCACGCCAGCUGAAGCACAGCUACUAUAAGAUCACCCAUCUCCCCACCAUACCUGAGUCAGCUUGUUAAAAUGUCAGGCUUUGAUUGAGUGACCUUGCAUGCAAACAAAAGCUGUUCCUAAACAGCUUAAUUUUGUGAUUGGCAGUAAAUAAGUCUGUGAAUGAUGACUAGCUUUCAGGAAGGUCACUCAUUUGAAGUCUACUUAUUUUCUUUACAGAUCUUCAUCACUGAUGAUGGUGUUCUUUAAAGAAAAACUAGAAAUGUUAGCAUUUUUGUUUGAUUUAGAUACAUUAAGCACACUGUAUUUCAUCAGCGCCCAUCACAGAGAGGAAUACUUUUUCAGAAAGGUUUACCAUCCGGUUUUACUUUCCUGGUUGAGUUGCUUGCACAAGUGUACAGUAUGUUCUUGUUUAAUCCGUACCAAGGUGUUUGGUAUUUCCUGGAACGGGUUGCUGGUUUUAAGCUAAUAAGUAUAGAACCACCUAGGUCCUCAGUCCACCAUGUGGAAGAGGAGGGAGAAGGAUUUUGCGAACAGCUAAAAUGGAACCAAGAAAUCGGGCCCAAAAUCCUUAACUCCCACCCUAGGUUGCUAAGCUGUCCUGAAUGCACACUCCUACCCAAGGUGAUUUUUUUGUUUUUUUUUAUAGCGAGGGAGCUCUGGUUUUUCCAGUGAAGUGAAGCUAGUGACGAUUCUGUCAUUUCUGGCUACUCUAUAUUCUGAGCUGAAAUGUCAGCUUUGUGAUCAGCGGUUACAGAUGAGUUGUUUUCACUGAUUUUUAAUUUGUGGACACAGUGAAGCACCACACGUACUAAUUGAUUUCAUCUGUCAAUUAUGCAGAGCACUAAAUAAUUGGUCAUUGCUGUGGAAAUGCGGUUCAGAAUCUGUAUGGUGUUCUCUUUGCCAGUUUCCCUGUGUAGUACAAAUUUACUUUAGUAACAAAACAAUGUGUUCUCAGACUCAAAUUGUCGAAUUCAGUACACCAUCUGGUUAACCUAUGUCCUUGUACCUUUCAAUAAAAUUUAUUGAAAAGCCAA
Sphaeramia orbicularis (orbiculate cardinalfish) is the source of this 2089-nucleotide messenger RNA. RefSeq names its product cyclin G1 (gene ccng1). NCBI's taxonomy places the organism in Eukaryota, Metazoa, Chordata, Actinopteri, Kurtiformes, Apogonidae. The record is from RefSeq and is a predicted model, not a curated record. The coding region runs from base 224 to 1123 and encodes 299 amino acids. The transcript has 6 exons.